This is a messenger RNA of Eremothecium gossypii ATCC 10895, 807 nucleotides long. RefSeq names its product sedoheptulose-bisphosphatase (gene SHB17). The record is from RefSeq and is marked provisional. Bases 1 to 807 code for a protein of 268 amino acids. The transcript has a single exon. Gene Ontology annotation, biological process: ribose phosphate biosynthetic process. Lineage: Eukaryota; Fungi; Ascomycota; Saccharomycetes; Saccharomycetales; Saccharomycetaceae. Gene Ontology annotation, molecular function: sedoheptulose-bisphosphatase activity.
AUGGCGAAGACGCAUACCCCCCGUUGCAUUGUGAUCCGUCACGGACAGACUGAAUGGUCAAAAUCAGGUCAAUACACAGGCUUGACAGACCUUCCGCUGACCGAAUAUGGUGUCGGCCAGAUGCGGCGCACUGGUGCUGCGAUAUUUAGCGCAAAAUACAUUGAUCCUGCGCACAUAACAUACGUAUUUACUUCUCCACGCCAACGCGCGCGGAAGACUGUGGACCUGGUUUUGGAAAGCCUCAGUGAAGAUGAACGUGCACGCAUCCAGGUGGUGGUCGACGAGGACCUACGGGAGUGGGAGUACGGUGACUACGAAGGUCUGCUGACAAGCCAGAUUAUCGAAUUGCGUCGUAGCCGUGGCUUGGACUGCAAGCGCCCAUGGAAUAUAUGGCGCGACGGCUGCGAGAACGGCGAGAGCACCCAGCAGGUGGGCCUGAGGCUAUCACGAGUGAUUGCCCGGAUCCAGGCAUUACACCGGCAGCACCAAGCUGAGGGACGGCCGAGCGAUAUUCUGGUGUUUGCGCAUGGCCAUGCUCUCCGUUAUUUUUCUGCGCUCUGGAUGAAGAUGGGCGUCGAAGCGCCGACGCCAGACUGCGCCAUGCCCUCGAGUAACCGGAAUGACGAUUCCGUGCCCUUGGUGCGGCUGGAGCAAUUCCGGUACCUGCAGGACAACCCCAACUUCUUGCUAGACGCAGGUGGCAUCGGUGUGUUGUCGUACGCACACCACAAUAUUGACGAGCCAGCUCUAGCUCUCGCUGGCGCUUUCGUUUGCCCCCCACAGGAGGAAUCACAGCACGACGGGUAA